GCAGCCUCGGAAUGUCUCCGCAACGGCUAAGUACCAAUCGAAGUUAAAAGAGGCGGCUUCCUUGGCGGCAAAGCUUCGUGCCAGCCUCCUGCCGUACACCUUGACCGCCCUGUACCAGAGCCACAAGACGGGGGCCAUGCUAGCGCGACCAUUGUUCUUCGAGUUUCCAAUCGACAACAACGUCCAUGCCUAUACAAGACAAUUUAUGUAUGGACCACAUCUAUUAGUUGUCCCAGGAACGAAGUUGCGCGCAUCCUCGAAGCUCCUGAAAGUCUAUUUCCCGAGGGGCGUCUGGUACGAGCCACGCAGAGGCCACCGAAUCCAAAGCCUCGGCCAAGAAUUCUUCGUGCCGGAAUCGAAGCACUCUUUGACACCUUUCUUCGCACGAGCAGGCAGCAUCGUGCCUUUAGCGAUAACAGGAGGGAUUCGGCUCCAGGUAUUUCUGGACAACGACGAACAGGCUGCUGGCGACUUGUUCCAGCUGCCGCCGAAGGAGCCAGCUUGCUGA
This is a messenger RNA of Rhipicephalus sanguineus (brown dog tick), 508 nucleotides long. RefSeq lists its product as uncharacterized. NCBI's taxonomy places the organism in Eukaryota, Metazoa, Arthropoda, Arachnida, Ixodida, Ixodidae. The transcript is spliced from 5 exons. The coding region runs from base 137 to 508 and encodes 123 amino acids. Gene Ontology annotation, molecular function: hydrolase activity, hydrolyzing O-glycosyl compounds. The record is from RefSeq and is a predicted model, not a curated record.